GCGUGGAAUUUUCCGGGUUUUCUUUGCGUAAAGAGGGACCAGUUUUCCACAGAGAGUCCUCCGGGGAGGCAUUCCGCCUCGGCAGAUGGCCCACGUCUCGUGUUGCCGUGUGCAAAGAAACAAACGCUCUUUCAAUCACUGGCUGUCAUGAGUUUCACCCCGCACACUUAUUGUAUUAGACGUAGAAGGAAUUAUACGCGUUUUCUUUGUUUUCGUUCCUCCUCUUAGUCGAUCAUUGCCUUUUUAAGAGGAAAACAGAAAGGGAAACUUGUUCCCGUAUUUCCUACAGGUGCGUCUAUAGCAAGAAAACGCUACACUAGUAAAGGAAAAUACUUCGGUUUGUUAUUAUUAUUAUAGAAAAAACUGGUUAGUGUUGUUUGAAUAAUAAUUAUAAUACAACUUUAUUUAGUUCGCGGAAUAUUUGUUUUUGGAUUUUUAUCGACUUAUCUCUGAAAUAUAUCGUCUGUCUACGUCUCCCGUCUACUACGAAGUCGACGUCAUCGAUCGUUAUUUGGGGGUUUCUAAAAAAGACGACGAGGCCCGUAACGGGGAAAUAGCAUUUCACGUCGUCCUGGUGUCCUUUCGACUUUCACUGCUUUAUUAUUAUUAUUUUUUUUUUCUUUCGUGAAAUUUCAGCUCGGAUCGAUUAAAAUCGUUCUUGUCUUGCAUUUCUUCGAAUGUAGAAUCCACCAAAACUUUCGAUUUUGUAAGUUUAUGCCUAAUAAAUUCCCCGAGUCGUAAGUCAUAAUUUAGAGUAGACAAUUGCAGAAUGCGCGUACAAUAUGAUAAUAAUACAGGUUUAAAACGAAUCGACAGUAAUAACAAUUCUGGAAUGUCAUCUCACUCGACGUUCGGGAGAGCUUACAUACCGAUGAUGCGUACUGUACAUUGCCAUAUCAUUAGUAGGGGGCAGCAAGACGACCGAAAUUUUUUGCAGUUCGUAGGAAAACAAUAAACAUUUGUAAUGAGCGCUGCAUUUAUUUUUGUUCGAUUAUCAUACCCAAAAUGGCGCGGUCUGGUGUGAGGGACGGAACUCGACGCAUCCGGAAGAACCCUCCUCGAAAAAUUCCUGGGGGUUUUAGACCCGUCCGGCUCCUAUAGAACAUAAGCUGCCAAAAUUUUCUCACGUGCCAACCGAAAUUUUUGGGAGCGUAUUAUUUGGCGUCUUUUAAGUAUCGAGAGGACGUUUCCAAAUAAUGAAAAACCCACACUAGAAACCCGAUAAAUUCUCUACGGAACAGGAAAAAUAUAAAAAGUGACGGUACAGAAAUCACACGCGUCUGGCUGCCCUGGUAUAGGCGCAUUCGUAUUAUCAGAACGAUGGUCCAUUUUACACAUCUCCGUUACAAAAGAACUAUACGAGAAUGACGCAAAAAUAUAUACAGCGAAACCUAUUCAAAACGGAACUUGAGUAAACGAAAAAAUAUUCUUCGGAACGGAACGAUUUUCUAAGUUAGAAAAUAACCUAUUCAAAGCGGAAAAAAUAUUCGGUACCGUGCGAUUCCGGUUUACACAGGUUCUACUGUACUAUACUGAACAAACGGUUGCCCCUGACGUUUAUUUCUUACACACUCUAGUGACAUCGUAAUAAUCUGCAUAAAAAUUUCUCAAAUUCGAUUUCCCUAAACGUAGGACAAUGGCAAUAAAAAUAUUUGGUAAUUUAAAGUUAAUCGAUUUCUAACCGUCGUUGACGUAAUCCAAUCGAUUUUCUUUAAUUCUCCUCCCAUUUAACUCUGGUAAAUUCGAAAUUACACUUUCCACUGGCUAGAAAAUUUUAAAUUUCAUCCCGCGAUUGAUUAUAGAAAGUUCCGUCUUUUAAAGGCGAUUGGCUAAACGGAAGCGACGUCACUGAUGACGUCGGUUCCGGCGAAUGUACUAUUUUUCUGCCGGAAAAUCGAGAGAAUUGAAAAUGUUUUACUGUAAAAAUCGAGAUUAAUCAAAAAGAAAUGGGAAAAUAUGCUAAAAGUAGAAAUUAUGGUUUGUAAAAAACGGUUUCGAUUUCAGUUAACAGAUGGCGAGACCUGUCUAUUUGAUACGAAACGUAAAACUUCCCGGAAAUACGUCACCGUUGACGGAACGAACAAUUAUGACUUGUAAAAUUUGAAUGUAAUCUGCCACGAAAUAACUAGUCGAGUUGAUCACGCCUCAUUUACUUUAUUUUCACUGUUUUUACGAUAGUUCUCUAUACGAAGGUCGUGGAGCGUUACGCUUCUCCGUCACGUAUCGUUGUAUCUCUAUUGACAUACGAGAAAGCUUAUCGAAUGUUACUUUAAAUCCUACAAAUGCUACAUUUAGGAAGUCGUAAAACGAGUUGUAAACUCUGUAUCCUUGAGUAUUUACGGUAUCCGCGUCAACAAUAAGCUGUGUUAGCUGCACAGCACAAAUACAGUUAAUACAGCUGUAUUUGUGCUUGCUAUUCUCACAGUAAAUCAAUGCACCAAAUUGUUAAAUCGAAGUUUAAAUUCGCUCGGGUUAUUUUAUGUUCCUGUUUAUCCAGUUAACACCGCGAAUAAAUAUGUUUACCCCGUUUUCGUCACACGUAUAACGAAUGUAUUUGGGAGCGAGCCAGACAUUUUCUUUUGUAUUUUAGGACUGGAUUUGACUUUUCCGUCUCGAUAAACAUUUGUGACAUAUUUUUAUUAGAAAGAAGAAAAAUGCUCGCUUCCGAAGUUGGCACUAAAUCGAGUGUGGCGCUAAACUGAAAGACCUCAAACUAUAAGAAUUAUAUAUAACAAUGAGAUGUAGGCCUAUAUACAAAAUAUACGAUUUCGCAUACUUGAGCGCCGUAUAGCCUAUUAUUCGUAUCGAAACGGAAAAAAUCAUGUGGUGUGUAGAAAAAUUCAGCAUCAAAAGGAAACGCUCUCGAGAAGGAAAAUUUGCGCAUUUGGAGUACGCAAUGGUGGAAUGGAUCAAACAGAUUCAAGAGUACGACGUUCUGAUCGACGGUCUGAUGAUAAAAGAACAGGCUUGUCACAUGGCCAAUCUGAUGGGAAUCGAAGACUUCAAAGCCAGUAACGGGUGGAUCGACAGGUUCAAAAAUCGAUACGCCAUCGUCUACAGCAGCGAAAGUAAAGAAAAAACGUGGUUCUCCACCGUUUCAAAGGAUUACAAAUCGGAGGACGUCUUCAGCGCCAAAGAAAUCGGUAUAUAUUACGAUCUGGUACCCGAAGACAUGGCCACCCACCAGGAACCAAUCGGCAAGAGGCUAACAAUAUUGUUGUGUUGCAACCAGUCCGGAACCGAAAAACUCCCGCUCCUAGUUAUAGGAAAGUACCAAAAUCCUCGAUCCUUCAAAAAUAUUCGCACGCUUCCUUGUAAAUACGUAGCAAACAAGAACGCGUGGAUGACUCGUAAAGUCUUCGAAGCUUACCUGAAAGCUCUCGAUGCCAAAAUGGCGGCCAAAAACAGAAACGUUCUUUUGUUAUUGGAUCAAAGUCCCUCGCAUCCUCCCGAUACCGAGCGUAUAAGUAACAUCAACAUCGAAUACUUUCCGUCGGACGAGAAUGACGUGUUACGCCCUCUGAAACAAGGAGUGAUCGAGGAAUUUAAACGGAACUAUCGAAGACACCUGAUUCAAAAGUGGGUUUCGUUAACGGAUCGUUCUUUCAAGCCUAAAAUUAGUGUGUUAGACGCUCUGUACUUCGCGGUAUCGGCUUGGGACGAGGUAGAAAAAUCCACCAUUGUAAGCAGUUUUAGGAAGACGAAAUUUCUUAGAAGAAGAGAAAUGGGGGAGGAAGAUUCGCAGUGCCACCCUUUCGUACCGUCGGACAUUUGGCUACGGGCCACACCUAGCGAAAAAUUGCAAUUCGAUCAUUACGUGUCCUGCGACGAAGACGUACCUGUCUGCCAGACGACGGCCGAUCAAACGCUUUACACUAAACAGAGGAGAGGAAGAGGAAACGAAGAGGACGACGAGGAACCUUCCAAGAUUCCAUCCUUCUCGGAAGCCGUGCAAGCUUUAGAUACCAUCAGGAAUUACGUCACUAGCUUCGACGUGGGAGACAAAGCCGUGUCGGCCAUUACAAAAAUAAAUUCUGUCGUUCACAACGUACCGGGUGUUUCGUCGAAACGAGCCAAACUGCAGUGAAGGAGCCCACUGGACGAAAUUUCUAAAUUUCUUUUUCGGUACUUUAUUUAUUGAGCCGUUCGAUUGUUUAAGUUCACGUUACUGUUGUAACGAUUCGCACUUGUUUUUGUCGUUUAUGGUUGUAUUUUUACCAAAACUUUUACGGGUAGACCAAGAGUGAAGAUACUCUUUAUAAACACGUAACCAAUCGAGAUUUCGACGAAACUUUCUUACAUUUUGUAUUGUUUAACAUAAAAUAAUCGUAAAGUGAUAAUAAAUGACAUUAUUUU
Molecule: messenger RNA, 4356 nt
Organism: Centruroides sculpturatus (bark scorpion)
Lineage: Eukaryota; Metazoa; Arthropoda; Arachnida; Scorpiones; Buthidae
Product: tigger transposable element-derived protein 4-like
Exons: 2
Coding region: 2822-4087 (421 amino acids)
Cellular component (GO): nucleus
Molecular function (GO): DNA binding
Source: RefSeq, a predicted model, not a curated record